This is a messenger RNA of Prunus armeniaca (apricot), 486 nucleotides long. NCBI's taxonomy places the organism in Eukaryota, Viridiplantae, Streptophyta, Magnoliopsida, Rosales, Rosaceae. The record is from the annotation of a GenBank genome assembly.
AUGGUUGAUACAAGACAUACAAAGAGUCACACCACCACGGCGGGCCCGUCUCACGGUUUCGUGGGGAAAACCUCAACGCAACCGCACGGAAUAGUGGCUGCCAACGCCUUGCAGCCGUCUCCUAAUGCCUUGCAGCCACCUUCAUCUACUGGAAUUGCAGAACAGCCGCCACAUGACCCUGUAACCUCCACAGCCUUGCAGCUGGAAGCGCAGAUUGCCGAAGUUGCUCUGCCGCGCCAUUCUGCCAUUGGAGCACAGCAGCAACUGUAUCACUCAGUUGCCGAAAUUGCAGCACAGCCCCACGGUUACUUCGACGCCUUUCCAGCCUUGGAGCAUAUCUAUUCUCUCCAUCCUCUGCAACCAUACUUGACGUAUGCACUUGUGUACGCAUCCAAUGGAGCCCUAGCCCAUAUGCCGUUGGGCCUGAUGAACACUACUCUACUUGACCCGCGCAGUGAGGUGGACCUUAACUCACGAGUUGAUUAA